CUCCGCUUCCGCCCGGUUGCCGGGGAGACGCGUCCAUAGCGCGGAAAUCCCCGCGGGCGCGGAGCCCGCCCGGCGCCAUGAGCCAGCGGCAGGUCCUGCAAGUGUUCGAGCAGUACCAGCGCGCCCGGUCGCAGUUCGCGCAGGCGGUGGCCGACCUCGCCGCCCGCCCGCAGAGCAUCGACACUCUCCGCAGCGCAGGAUUUGGCCCCCACCCUGCUUGCCGAGUCCCCGCGUUGCGGAGGGAAGGUGUAGUGUGUUUGCUGAGACCUCUUUUGCUGGACAUUGUCCCGAGUGUCCGCCAGACCGCUGCCUUGGCUCUUGGGAGACUCGCUGAUUAUGACGUGGGGCUGGCAGAGGUGAUCGUGAAGGCAGGAAUUCUUCCACAGCUCAUAUGUGUACUGCCUGAGGAGAAUCGUUACUACAAGAAAGCAGCUGCAUUUGUGCUAAGAGCAAUUGCUAAACAUUCUCCACAACUAGCUCAGGCAAUAGUUCAUAGUGGAGCACUGGAAAUGCUGGCGAUUUGCUUGGAAGAUUUUGACCCUGGAGUCAAAGAAGGUGCAUCUUGGGCAUUUGGGUACAUUGCCCGACACAAUGCAGAACUGUCACAAGCUGUGGUGGAUGCAGGCGCUGUUCCUCUUUUAGUGCUCUGUAUCCAGGAGCCAGAAAUUGCUUUGAAAAGGAUUGCUGCUUCAACUCUCAGUGAUAUUUCAAAGCAUUCUCCAGAGUUAGCACAGACAGUAGUGGAUGCAGGAGCUAUUGCUCACUUAGCUCAGAUGAUCCUGAACCCUGAUGCUAAACUGAAGCGUCAGGUGCUGUCAGCUCUAAGCCAAAUAGCAAAGCAUUCAGUGGAUCUUGCAGAGUUGGUGGUUGAAGCAGAAAUUUUCCCAGUUGUGCUCACAUGCCUGAAGGACUCAGAUGAAUAUGUCAAGAAAAAUGGUGCAACUUUAAUUAGAGAGAUAGCAAAGCACACGCCCGAGCUUUCCCAGUUUAUAGUAAAUUCAGGUGGAGUUGCUGCUGUGGUUGAUUGUAUUGGCAGCUGCAGAGGGACCAUCAGACUGCCUGGCAUCAUGGCACUUGGGUAUGUGGCGGCUCAUUCCGAGAACCUGUCAAUGGCAGUCAUUGUCUCCAAGGGAAUACCUCCACUGUGUGCCUGCUUGGUAGAAGAACAUGAAGAUCAUAUUAAGGCAGCAGCUGCUUGGGCCCUGGGACAGAUUGGAAGGCACACUACUGAGCAUGCACGUCAUGUUGCAGUAGCAAACGUGCUGCCCACGCUGCUCGACAUCUUUGCGGACGCAGGCAGCUCAGAAGAUCUUAAAGCAAAAACUAAGAAAGCCUUAAAGAACAUUCUUCAGAAAUGCACGUAUCUACCAGCACUUGAACCACUGCUUCAUGAGGCCCCUUCCAGUAUUUUGCAGUAUAUUAUUGGGCAGUUUAGUAAGGUGUUACCACAUGACAGUAAAGCACGUCGUCUCUUUGUAACAACUGGUGGACUUAAAAAGGUUCAAGAAAUAAAAGCAGAACCUGGGUCACUUCUUCAGGAAUAUAUCAACACUAUUAACAAUUGCUAUCCAGAGGAAAUAGUAAGGUAUUAUUCCCCUGGAUAUUCUGAGAUACUUCUGGAAAGGGUGGAAAAUUACCAACCAGUUUUAUAAACUUCAGUGUUUUAUUAGAGCUGCAUUUCACAUUUAUGCCUUUAUGACAGUAAUACAAAUACAGCUGUUGAAAGCCUUGCUUGAUUCUCAAAUCUCUUUUUACUAUUUGCACUACUGAAAAAGCUCAGCAAUUCUAUAAAGCUGUAUUUUGUUCUUUAUAAACUUGUUUGUUGUUA
This is a messenger RNA of Passer domesticus (house sparrow), 1828 nucleotides long. It is a transcript of the gene SPAG6, whose product is annotated as sperm associated antigen 6. Gene Ontology annotation, cellular component: sperm principal piece; microtubule cytoskeleton; acrosomal vesicle. The coding region runs from base 78 to 1652 and encodes 524 amino acids. The transcript is spliced from 12 exons. Gene Ontology annotation, biological process: epithelial cilium movement involved in extracellular fluid movement; sperm axoneme assembly; filopodium assembly. Gene Ontology annotation, molecular function: microtubule binding. Lineage: Eukaryota; Metazoa; Chordata; Aves; Passeriformes; Passeridae. The record is from RefSeq and is a predicted model, not a curated record.